Messenger RNA from Coffea arabica (coffee), 369 nucleotides. Lineage: Eukaryota; Viridiplantae; Streptophyta; Magnoliopsida; Gentianales; Rubiaceae. The record is from RefSeq and is a predicted model, not a curated record.
AUGGAAGAAUUCUCGGGUGGCUCUAGUGACGUGGUGCCCAAAGGGUAUCUAGCAGUAUACGUGGGAGAAGGGCUCAAGAGAUUUGUGAUCCCAAUGGAGGAUCUGGGUCACCAAGCUUUUGGGAUUCUACUGACAGAAGCUGAAGAAGAGUUUGAGUUCCAACAAGGAGUUCUAAAGAUCCCUUGCCAAGUUGCUGUCUUUGAGAAGAUCCUGAAGAUGAUGAACAAGAGGAGGGAUGCGCCGAAUGCAUUUCACUUGCACGAUUUCAGGCAGAGGCGAAGAGGGGAGGGGGAGAGAGAAAGAAAAAAAAAAAGAAAAAGAGCACCAACAGAUAGGUCAAAGGGGAGGGGAGAGGAGCAGAGAGGGUGA